Messenger RNA from Cydia amplana, 2773 nucleotides. It is a transcript of the gene Sln, whose product is annotated as monocarboxylate transporter 12-like. Gene Ontology annotation, molecular function: monocarboxylic acid transmembrane transporter activity. Gene Ontology annotation, biological process: transmembrane transport. The transcript is spliced from 18 exons. Bases 677 to 2773 code for a protein of 698 amino acids. Gene Ontology annotation, cellular component: membrane. The record is from RefSeq and is a predicted model, not a curated record. Lineage: Eukaryota; Metazoa; Arthropoda; Insecta; Lepidoptera; Tortricidae.
UAAUAAUUCUAUGUAAUAAAAGUUAACUAAAAUGACUGUGAUUAAAAAACUAAAUUAAAAACCGGAAUUAAAUUUUAAAUGUCACAAAAAUAUGACGUCUUCCGAUAAAUAUACAACUUUAUAUUUGCGCGCGAAGAAGGCGCUACCAUCAAACAUCUAACGGAAAGCCAAUACUUCACAGCCAGUUUCCUAUUUCACCAGCCGCAUUACUAACUUUGUACAAAUAUCGAUUGAGAUGCGCGCGCAUCUUCUACGUUCUUUACUCAUAAGUUGUUCGCGCGUCUGACCGAUCGCUUGUGUAGCGCAAACUGCCAAAAACGGCUGAUUAAAAAAACGUAAUCACUGAUUUCGAACGUAACCCUUCUAUCGCUGGGCCGUUGCCCGGAGCCAAUUUAAAAAGUUAAAAAAAGAAAAAUGCACGCGCUCCCGUAAUUUUUUUUACGCUCGAAUUCUCGCGCGAUUUAGAAGUACAAAAAGGGGAAUACAAGGAGUUUUUUUGUAUAAAAAAGUCGAAUAAAACUAUUACAACGGCUACCUUAAGGAUUUUUAUUGAGCAUCAAAUGCAUCCGGCGUUCACUGUGAACGCUAAACUAUUUAAGCUAGGAUCGACGGAGUCGGAGGACCACUUUAAUUGUGACGUGCCUAUUUCAUUACCCGCGCCGCCUGACAUCGCGCCAUGUCUUUGCCGAGAGAGUUCAUCUUUAACCAGGAGCUGUCCAAGCUGGACCCUCAACUCCUGGGCACCUCGGCGCCCCCGACGACCGUCGCUCCUCUCUCCUGCUCCAUUGACCUGCCCACUGAUGCUAUCGAGGCAACCCUGUCCCCGGACAAGUCAGGUUCGCUGCUGUCGGUACAGUCGGCGCCGCCAGAGCAGAGGGAGCGGCCCCACAGCCUCAUGCUCGAGCUGCCGCUAGCCACUCAAGUGGGCGCAUACCUGUCCGCCAUGUCCCCCACCGAGCAGGAGGAGGACUCCCUGCUGACGCUGUCUUCGGUCACGGCGCGGCCGCUGCUCGCCGCGUCCAAGAAGCUGCGCUCCGAUACGACCAGCGAGUCCACGUCUCCCCCGGACGGAGGCUACGGCUGGGUGGUGGUCUUCGGCGCCUUCAUGGUGCAGUUCUGGGUGGCGGGCCUCUUCAAGUCCUACGGCGUGCUGUAUGUCGAGAUCAUGGAGACCUUCCCGGACAGCUCCGAGUCUGUGGCCUCCUGGAUACCGGCGGCGCUGUCCACCUUGUGUCUCGCUCUAGCUCCGUUGUCAUCAGCUCUUUGUGAGAAGUACUCCUGCCGUCUGGUGGUCUUCAUCGGGGGCCUGUUCUGUGGGACCGGUCUAGCGCUGUCCUACUUCAGCACUGGCUUGCUGCACCUGCUGUUCAGCUUCGGGGUCCUGACUGGAAUCGGCGGUGGUCUCUCCACUACGCCCGGUAUCGUCAUCGUUUCACAAUAUUUCGACAAGCACAGAGCGCUAGCCAACGGUAUAUGCGUGAGCGGGACGGCCGCCGGCAGCUUCGUGUUUCCUAUGCUUAUAGAGAAGCUAGUUGGCACGUAUGGACUGCAUGGGACUGUGUUGCUUUUAGGCGGUGGGAUGCUGCACGUGUGUGUGUCUGCGACUCUGUACCGCGACCCCCCCUGCGUGAGGGAGCGAGCCUCCCCCACCACUACCACUACGGAGAACACUACGCUACUCACCGAUAUACAGGAAGGUAAAACAGAACCCAAGGACAAUCGUCUCCAGGCCCUGUUUCAGCCCGACUCGGAGAACCAUAAGAACUCGCUGCUCACUGAGGAGGCGAAACGAAACGAUCUUCUGGCAGAAAUCAUGCAUCCCAGGCUUAUUGAGGUGACCCGUCAGAACAAUCUGCAAAUGUCUGAUUCUGAAGAUUCCGAAGGAAUGGAUGUGUUGGGCGUUGUCGGUCUCCCUCGGGAGGUGGCGCGUCUCCGCCUGCGGCCCACUCGCUCGUCGUCCAUCCUGCACUCCGUCGAGGACCUGUCCACCGACAGCACCUGCGUCUACAAGCGCCGCAAGCUCAGCAGGUCCCUAUACAUCAAGCCCCCGCUGCCCCGCCUGAUCCCUAAGCUCCCGGAACCCAUCAUCAUCAAGUCAGACCCUGAGGAUCAGAAGGUGGUCGUCAAGAAGAAGACUUGCGUUGAGAAGAUCUCCAGAUACUUGGACGUGUCGCUGCUGAAGUCCUGGCGCUUCGGUCUCCUGUGCGCUUCGGUGGCCCUCAUGUCGUGCGGGUCGCCUUACGCGCUAUACUACCUGCCCGCCUACACUGUGUCCGCCGGACAUAGCAAGUCCGCCGCUGGUCGGCUGGUGGCGAUCAGUGCGGUUCUGGACCUCUGCGGCCGGUUGGGGUUGGGCUGGCUCUGUGACUUGCAGCUUUUCUGCCGAAGGAAGGCCUACAUCCUCAGCAUCCUGAUCGCUGGAAUCUCGGUUCUAACGCUGCCGAGUCUGACGUCGUGGGGGGCUCUGGCUGUCGCAUCAGGCGCAUACGGCCUCUGCCUCGGCUGCUGGUUCCUGCUAGUGCCGGUGUUACUCGCCGACACGUUCGGCACGGCACGCAUCGCCUCCUCCUACGGGCUAGUUCGAAUGUUCCAGAGUUUAGCUGCGCUCUCUGUACCACCUACUGCAGGUCUAGUUCGCGACGUAACCGGCGGCUAUUCGUGGUGCUUCUACGGUAUGGGCUCGUGCAUGGUCCUGGGUUCGAUCCCCGUCGUGGCCUUCCAUCUGUGCACCAAAAACGAGGACGCGGAGUCGGGAGACUCGGGAGUAGAUUGA